UAUCCAGUAAAAAGAAGUGAUGGUUGUAUCGGACAGUGCUUGCUCUGCCUGGAUGAAGGCUCUGCUGCUGCUUUGUUUAUGGGAUUUGUGUUACAGUCAGAUUUCCUACUCGGUUUCAGAGGAGGCCAAGAAGGGAACCGUUGCUGGAAAUCUAGCGAAGGAUCUCAAUCUCAGUGUGCAGGAACUGGAGACGCGCAUGUUUCAGCUUGUGUCUGGAUCUAACGCCAAGUAUUUCGAGGUAAAUCGGAAAACCGGCAUUUUAUUAGUUAAUGACAGAAUAGACCGAGAGGAGCUGUGUGAAAGCAAAAUGAAAUGCGUACUGAAUGUUGAAGCGAUGAUCCACAAUCCUCAUAAGCUCUACCGUGUUGAAAUUAAUAUACUAGACAUUAAUGAUAACUCUCCGGUGUUUCCAGAUCAAACAUUUGUUUUGAACAUUAGUGAAAAUGUGCUUCCGGGAGAUCGUUUUUCAGUAGCCAUAGCGCGUGAUAUGGACAUCGGUAUUAAUUCCGUAAGGACUUAUCAAAUAAAUUCAAAUGAAUAUUUUUCGCUGGACAUGCAGAGUGAUUCACCUGAACUCUUACUUCAAAAAUCUUUGGAUCGAGAGAGAGAAUCGGUGAUCAAGCUCGUGCUGACUGCUGUAGACGGCGGGACUCCUCCCAGAUCCGGAACAAUGCAGAUAAUUAUCAAUAUACAGGACAUAAAUGACAACUACCCAGUGUUCAGUAAACCUCUGUAUAAAGUGAAAGUCCAUGAGAAUGCAGUUGUGGGAACUAAAAUCCUUACCGUUUCUGCUGCAGAUGCAGACGAGGGAAAUAACGGUGAAGUUACGUACUCAAUUUUAAAUGAUGUUCGAAAUUCUGGAUUAAACUUAUUCUCCGUGGAUCUGGUUUCUGGAGAUAUUACUGUUAAAAAUACUAUUGAUUUUGAGGACAAUCCUGCUGUGGAGGUGAGAAUCCAGGCUCAGGACAAAGGACAGUUUCCCCGAAGAUCUACAUGUAAAGUGUUAAUUGAAGUAGUGGAUGUGAAUGACAAUGCACCAGAGAUAUCAGUCACUCUUCUCAUGAGCUCCAUUAGCGAGGACAUCAAACCUGGUACAGAUGUUGCAUUAAUCACUGUAUCAGAUAAAGACAGUGGAAAUAAUGGUAAAGUAGAUUGUAAAAUUCUAGCACCGAGUCCUUUUAAAUUACAGCUAUCAUAUAAAAACUCUUACGCUCUUGUUGUGAAUGAAGCUCUUGACAGAGAGCGGGUCUCCCAAUAUAAUGUCACAGUUCUAGCUAAGGAUGAGGGAACUCCUUCCCUCUCGAGCAGUAACGUUAUAACAGUUCAUGUCUCUGAUGUGAAUGAUAACGCACCUUUAUUUCCUGCACCGAUGAUAAAUAUUGGCGUGAAAGAGAAUAGUCCAGUUGGAGGACUGAUGGCAUCACUAACGGCACGAGACUUAGACAUCGGUGAAAAUGCCCUUGUUUCGUAUUCAUUAAUUGAUGCAGAGGGCAGCAGGGUGUCAAAUCUGAUGAACAUUAACUCACACACCGGUGAACUGUACAGCCUGAAGUCUUUCGAUUACGAAGCAACCAAACGACUUCAGUUUAAAGUUCAAGCCACUGACUCUGGUGUCCCUCCACUAAGUAGUAACGUGACUGUGAACAUUUUUAUCCUGGAUGAGAAUGACAACAGUCCAGUUUUUCUCCCUCCUUAUUCUGAACCUGGAUCAGUAAACAGUGAGAACAUUCCCUACUCUGCCGAAGCGGGGUAUUUUGUGGCUAAAGUCAGAGCUGUAGACGCUGAUUCAGGUUAUAAUGCACUAUUAUCUUAUCACAUGACCGAACCAAAGGGAACGAAUCUCUUCCGAAUCGGAACCAGCACAGGAGAAAUAAGGACUAAAAGACGAAUGAGUGACAAUGACUUAAAAGCUCAUCUGCUUAUCAUUACUGUCUCGGAUAAUGGAGAACCUUCACUGUCCACAACUAUGAGUAUUGAAGUUGUGGUUAUGGAAAAUAUGGACAGCGUGCAGCCUUCACUAAGACAAGUGCCAGUAAAGGAGGAGAAUUUUUCUAAUCUGAAUCUCUAUCUACUCAUCGCUAUUGUAUCAGUGUCAGUGAUAUUUUUACUGAGCCUCGUCGCUUUAAUAGCAGCUAAAUGCUACGGGACAGACGGCGGUUUCAGCAGCUCCAGCGCUCCAGUGGUCACUACACACCCUGACGGGAGCUGGUCUUACUCUAAAUCCACUCAGCAGUAUGAUGUGUGUUUUAGCUCAGACACACUGAAGAGUGACGUAGUGGUUUUCCCCUCGCCGUUUCCGCCUGCAGACGCAGAGCUGAUCAGCUUUAAUGAAAGAGACACUUUUACUCGAAAUCAAACUCUUCCCAACAAUGGGAAGGUAAGACCAUGCUUAUUUUAGCCUAUUUCUAUUUUU
Messenger RNA from Ictalurus furcatus (blue catfish), 2413 nucleotides. Its product is annotated as protocadherin alpha-2-like. Lineage: Eukaryota; Metazoa; Chordata; Actinopteri; Siluriformes; Ictaluridae. The record is from RefSeq and is a predicted model, not a curated record. Gene Ontology annotation, molecular function: calcium ion binding. The transcript has a single exon. The coding region runs from base 20 to 2398 and encodes 792 amino acids. Gene Ontology annotation, cellular component: plasma membrane. Gene Ontology annotation, biological process: homophilic cell-cell adhesion.